Messenger RNA from Oldenlandia corymbosa var. corymbosa, 1753 nucleotides. NCBI's taxonomy places the organism in Eukaryota, Viridiplantae, Streptophyta, Magnoliopsida, Gentianales, Rubiaceae. The record is from the annotation of a GenBank genome assembly.
GGUUAAUUAAUGAGAUGUUUUUCUAUGAUAUCUUUAAGACUUAAAUCGUCAGAGAGACAUGCUUUGACUCUAAGCCAAACAAAAAAAAGAACCAUGCUUCAAGAUACGGUAUACACUAUAAUAAUAUUGGCAGAUGCAUACAUUAACUUAACUUGAAAGUUGUCCAUUUAUAACUCUAUAAAUAAGCUCCGUUUUGGCUCAAUUUCGCAUCUCAUUAUCAUCUUCACUAACCAACAAAGAGAAACAGAAAUCCUCUUGAAAUUAAUCAUGGCUGUUUCUGCAACUUCCAAGCUUCUACUCCUUUUAUUUCCUUUGUUAUUCACAGUGAGCGCGACAUUUGCUCGCGAUUUCUCGAUCGUUGGCUAUUCGCCCGACGAUUUAACUUGCAUUGACAAACUCAUUAACCUCUUUGAGUCAUGGAUUGAAAAGCAUGGGAAGAUCUACGAGAGCAUUGAGGAAAAGUUACAUAGGUUCGAGAUUUUUAAGGAUAAUUUGAAGCAUAUCGAUGAGAGGAAUAAAGCCGUCGCCAACUACUGGCUUGGCUUGAAUGAGUUUGCUGAUUUGAGCCAUGAAGAGUUCAAAAAGAUGUAUCUGGGAUUGAAGGUUGAUGGGUCUCCCAGAAAGAGGCAAUCAGAAGAAGAGUUUACAUACAGAGAUGUGGAGGUUAUUCCCAAAUCAGUUGAUUGGAGGAAGAAAGGAGCUGUCACACCUAUCAAGAACCAAGGAUCAUGUGGUAGUUGUUGGGCAUUCUCAACAGUGGCUGCAGUUGAGGGCAUCAACCAGAUUGUUACUGGGAAUUUAACUUCACUAUCAGAGCAAGAGCUCAUUGACUGUGACACAACUUACAACAAUGGCUGCAAUGGAGGUCUGAUGGACUACGCAUUCUCCUUCAUUGUUUCCAAUGGUGGGCUUCACAAAGAGGAAGACUACCCGUACCUAAUGGAGGAAGGCACUUGUGAUGAGAAAAGGGAUGAAUCUGAGGUAGUCCAGAUUAGCGGUUACCGCGAUGUCCCCACCAACAGUGAAGAGAAUCUUCUGAAAGCACUUGCACACCAACCCUUGAGCAUUGCCAUUGAGGCUUCUGGAAGAGACUUCCAGUUCUACAGUGGAGUAAGUUCCUCAGAUGUUAUCUCUCUGUCAUCCUAAUAAAUGAGGUUCCUGAUCAUUAUAGGUUCUCACAAAUACUUAAGAAUACAUGAGUUCAAAACUUGUUAGUUCAAACUUUUAGGUUCAAGUUGAUUUUAACUUACUAAUGACUCUAUAAUGAAAGCUCUCGAAUCAUUCCUCCUUGGUCGAACGCUUUCUUCAAGGGUGCCUAACUACUUAUUCGGGUUUUGUAGGGUGUUUUUGAUGGCCACUGUGGAACUGAACUUGACCAUGGGGUGGCAGCUGUUGGAUAUGGUUCAACUAAGGGCAUGGACUACAUCAUUGUGAAGAACUCUUGGGGUUCAAAGUGGGGAGAAAAAGGAUACAUAAGGAUGAAAAGAAAUACAGGGAAGCCAGAAGGUCUCUGCGGCAUCAACAAAAUGGCUUCUUAUCCCACCAAAGACAAAUAAUGAACCUACUCAUUUGCUGAUGCUUUCAUUUGUUGGACUAUCAUUUUCAUUUGGCUGAAUUAUACUUCUCUUUCAACCGUAUUCUUGCUUAAGGGUUAGUUGAAUGUCAAAAUAAACGUUGUUGUUGUUGUUGUUGUUGUUGUUAAUUUAUUAAGAAUUAAGCUUUUUAAUGAAGAAAAUAUCUUUUCUUUUCCUUA